AUGAAGGCAAAGGUCAUUCCAAAAUAUGCCAAGUUUUUCAAAGAUAUUGUGGCCAAUAAGAGCAAGUUAGCUGGAUUUGAAACAGUGACACUCAUUGAAGAGUGUAGUUCAAGAAUCUUGAACAAAGUUAAGCUUCUAGCUAAACAAAAAGAUCUAGGUCUCGGAGAACUUAAUUCAACAACCAUUUUAUUGCAAUUAGUUGAUCGUUCUGUAGCUAGACCUGAUGGUAUCAUUGAAGAUUUUGAGCCUGAUCCUGAGGUUUCUUUUAUCUUAGGGCAUCCAUUCUUAGAAAAAAGUGGUGCACUUAUUGAUGUGGAUACAGGUAUAUUGACUAUGGCAGCACACGACAAAGUGGAGGUGUUCGAUGUAUAUCAGGCACUAAAGUUGCCUGCAGUCUAUAAAGAGUUGUCUGUUAUAACUGGCAUCGAUGAGGAAGUUUCAGCUCAAUGCAUUUUAGCAAAAGAUCCUUUAGAAAAAGUCGUAAUGGGUCAACAUAUUGAAGAGGACACGGAAGCUAAAGAGUUAGCUAGCGUACUUGAUAUGCCAAAUGUCAGCAUAUGGAAAAAGAAUGUGGAACCUUUGAACAGAGAAUUAGGUCCUUUACCAAAGCCAUCUCUAGAAGAAGCUCCUAACUUGGAGUUGAAGCAAUUGCCAACACAUCUCAGGUUAGCAGGCCAAGAGUACUAUUGUUUCUUGGAUGGGUAUUCAGGUUACAACCAUACCAUUACCUCGGAGGACCAGGAGAAGACCAGAUUACCAUUGACUUUUCAGUCUUUGGAGAUUCCUUUGAUCCCUGUAGACAAAGCUAAAAUUGAAGUGAUUGAGAACCUUCCACCACCGAUUUCAGUGAAUGGUGUCCGUAGUUUUCUAGGUCAUGCUGGAUUCUAUUGGCUAUUCAUUAAAGACUUUUCAAAGAUUGCAAGACCCAUGUGCAGCUUGUUAGAAAAAGAGGCAAAAUUCAUUUUUGAUGAUAAAUGUUUGCAGUCCUUUGAACUCUUAAAGAAGAAGCUGAUCGAAGUCCCCAUCCUGAUAGCUCCUAACUAG
Messenger RNA from Solanum dulcamara, 1044 nucleotides. RefSeq lists its product as uncharacterized. The record is from RefSeq and is a predicted model, not a curated record. The coding region runs from base 1 to 1044 and encodes 347 amino acids. The transcript has 6 exons. NCBI's taxonomy places the organism in Eukaryota, Viridiplantae, Streptophyta, Magnoliopsida, Solanales, Solanaceae.